Molecule: messenger RNA, 318 nt
Organism: Suillus discolor
Lineage: Eukaryota; Fungi; Basidiomycota; Agaricomycetes; Boletales; Suillaceae
Exons: 1
Source: RefSeq, a predicted model, not a curated record
UCAAAAGCUCCAACUAUGGCUGAAAUGAGGCUAAGGUUGACUGAAAAUGAAGUGUCUACCAAUGUUAGGACUGGGGCUGUUGCAUGGUUGAUUGAGGGUAUCAACAUAGAAAUGCUCAGUAAGGUGUUCAAUAUUUGGGACGUGAUUGACUCAAUUUGGGUUAUUAGAGAUGCCCUACGUCCUUCUAUAAGACAACUGCCAGAGGAUUCAACUGCUUCUCAGAGAACUCUGAUGGAAGAAAAAAGGGAGAAGCUCUUGUCUCACAUUAAUAAGUUCCACGAGACUGUGUUGGUUAUGACAAAUAGUAUGGAAUUGUAG